AUGUUCCAGUUGAAGGGGGACGCGCGUCCGACGAAUCAAGACCUGACCAGCAACUUCCGCCGCGACAUGAUUGCCGGCUGCGGCCAACGACCCGGCCGUGGCGGCGGAAGCCUCGGCGCGCUUCCACGCUGCAGUUCCGCCCCAGCAUCACUCUCGGCAGACUUGCGCUCGAUCGUGUACAGCAUCCACGUGCGUAGAACGUCCGAGCCCAACGCUGCGUUUGCCUUUUGGAUCCACGCCGCCAGCGGUGUCGUAUCGCGGGCGUACAUGGCAGCCCCUGUGCGGAUGUUUUCCAGGAACUACGCCAGCAGGCGGGCAAACGCGCCUUGGGGCGGCCGACCAAGAAAGCUUCACGAAGCGGUGAUGGCUGCCGUGACUUC
Molecule: messenger RNA, 380 nt
Organism: Aphanomyces astaci
Lineage: Eukaryota; Oomycota; Saprolegniomycetes; Saprolegniales; Verrucalvaceae
Exons: 2
Source: RefSeq, a predicted model, not a curated record